Heteronotia binoei (common prickly gecko) is the source of this 2812-nucleotide messenger RNA. RefSeq names its product methylenetetrahydrofolate reductase (gene MTHFR). The transcript has 12 exons. Gene Ontology annotation, cellular component: cytosol. Bases 54 to 2201 code for a protein of 715 amino acids. Lineage: Eukaryota; Metazoa; Chordata; Lepidosauria; Squamata; Gekkonidae. The record is from RefSeq and is a predicted model, not a curated record. Gene Ontology annotation, biological process: tetrahydrofolate interconversion. Gene Ontology annotation, molecular function: methylenetetrahydrofolate reductase [NAD(P)H] activity; FAD binding.
GCUUUUGCUUGGGAAGGCAGCGGCUGCUGGACAGGGUCCAUCUUGGAGAGCGAAUGAGGGAGAGCAGAGGUAGCCAGCUCAGUCAAAGCCUCACGAGGUCAGGUGAGGCUGAGCCUCACUGGAGACACACGUGGGCAACGGGAAUAAAUAAACUGGAGGGCGCUAGAAAGUCCAGCGAGCAGAACGCCAGGCUCCAGUGGAUGCUGUCUAAAAAGAACCACCAUGCCAGGUCCCUCACCAUGGUCAACGAAUCCUGCAGCGGCAGCAAUGGGAUUGUCAGCGGCAGCAGCAAUGGGGUGGCCAGCCUCAGGUCCGACGGGAGCAGCAGUGGCGGGGAGAGCUCCAGGGACAGCUCGCGGUGCUCCACCCCUGUCCUCGAUGCCGAGCGACACGACCGCCUGAGCGAAAAGAUGCGCCGGAGGCAGGACUCGGGGGACAAAUGGUUCUCGCUGGAGUUCUUCCCCCCACGGACAUCCAACGGGGCCGUCAACCUCAUCUCCAGGUUCGACCGCAUGGGGGCAGGGGGCCCGCUCUUCAUCGACGUCACCUGGCACCCGGCCGGAGACCCCGGCUCCGAUAAGGAGACCUCUUCGAUGAUGAUGGCCAGCACGGCACUCAACUACUGCGGCCUGGAGACGGUGUUGCACAUGACCUGUUGCAACCAGACCAAGGAGACGAUCACCGCACACCUGCAGAAAGCCAAGCGGUUGGGGAUGAAGAACAUCAUGGCGUUGCGUGGAGAUCCGAUUGGUGAAGAGUGGCAAGAGGAAGUGGAUGGCUUCAACUACGCCGCAGAUCUGGUGAAGCACAUCCGUUCUGAAUUCGAAGAUUAUUUUGAUAUCUGCGUGGCGGGUUAUCCCAAGGGCCACCCGGAGGCAGACAGCUACAUCGAUGACUUGAAACACCUGAAGGAGAAGGUCUCAGCAGGAGCUGACUUCGUCAUUACGCAGCUCUUCUUCCGGUCGGAAACAUUCCUCAAGUUUCUUCAGGACUGCCAGGCUAUUGGCAUUGCUUGCCCCAUCGUGCCGGGAAUAUUUCCCAUCCAGGGGUAUCAUUCUUUGCGCCAGCUGGUGAAGCUGUCUAAGCUGGAGGUGCCUCAGGAGAUCAAGGACGUCAUUGAGCCCAUCAAAGAUAACGAUGCCGCGAUCCGGAAUUACGGCAUAGAACUGGCAGUGACCAUGUGCCGGGAGCUGCUGGACACCGGCUUGGUGCACGGUCUCCAUUUUUACACCCUCAAUCGGGAAGUGGCCACCGUGGAAGUGCUGAGGCGUCUGGGCCUUUGGAAGGAGGACCCCAGGAGGACGUUGCCCUGGGCAAUCAGCGCUAACCCCAAGCGGCGAGUUGAAGACGUCCGUCCCAUUUUCUGGGCUUCCAGGCCAAAGAGCUACAUUUACCGAACUCAAGAAUGGGAUGAGUUCCCCAAUGGCCGCUGGGGGAAUUCAUCCUCCCCCGCCUUUGGGGAGCUCAAGGACUAUUACCUCUUCUACUUGAAGAGCAAGUCGCCCCGGGAGGAGCUCCUGAAGAUGUGGGGGGAGGAGCUGACCAGCGAGCAGAGCGUCUUCGAGGUCUUCAGGUGCUACAUCUCCGGAGAGCCCAACAGGAACGGCCAAAAGGUGACUUGCCUGCCCUGGAAUGACGACCCGCUGGCUCCUGAGACCAACCUCCUGAAGGAGGAGCUGGCCAAGGUGAACAAGAGGGGGAUCCUGACCAUCAACUCCCAGCCCAACAUCAACGGCAAGCCUUCCACCGACCCCGUCGUGGGCUGGGGGCCCAGUGGGGGCUACGUCUUCCAGAAGGCUUACCUGGAGUUCUUCACCUCCAGCGAGACUGUGACGGCGCUCCAGACGGUUCUGAAGAAAUACGGGCAGCGGGUGAAUUACCACAUCGUCAAUGUCAAGGGCGAAAACAUCACCAACGCUCACGACCUGCAACCAAACGCCGUGACUUGGGGCAUCUUCCCUGGCAGGGAGAUCGUUCAGCCGACGGUGGUGGAUCCGGUGAGCUUCAUGUACUGGAAGGACGAGGCCUUCGCUCUGUGGAUCGAGCAGUGGGCCAAGCUGUACGAAGAGGAGUCCCCCUCCCGCAUGAUCAUCCAGUACAUCCACAACAACUACUAUUUGGUUAACUUGGUGGACAACGAUUUCCCCCUGGAGAACUGCCUCUGGCAGGUAGUGGAGGACACUUUUGAGCUGUUGAACUGACCGGUCCGUCAGAGAACAAGGUCCCCCCAGCCGAUCUGGCCGGAAGCACGCUCAGACUCCGGAUGCAAGGUGGAAUCACAGCGGCCCCCUAACACUCCCCUGGAGGGUUCCUCUGGCUGUGUUACCCCCUUCCCCACCCUCCAUCUGGGGGCCGCAAGGACGUUUGUCUUCCCUUCUGAUCUGAAAAGACUUAUUUUUAAAUCUUCCCUUCUUUCGGUUUACCCGUUCCGUCACAAGCUCUCCCUUCUCCUAGACUAAGGGUAACUGAAAACCCAACUGGCGUCUCCCUGACCUUACCAGCACAGACAUACAUGAUGGUUGAGUUGCACUCAAUGUACUGAGCCAUUGCUGCAGUGCAUUCCCUUUUAAUUGGCUGUUAAAAUGAUUGAUUGUCUAGUGCAGAACCGCACUUGUGCUGGGGCUUCCCCCACAGCAGACCACCCCACACCUGGGGGCCUGGGGAUUUGGUGAGCUAUUUAUUUUGUUUUGUUUUCUAAGCUGGUGAGAUGAAGGACUCAUUCAAGGUCCUUUUUUUUUUUGCCCGCUGGGUGAAUUUGCCAGCUAUUUAAACAAUUGUAAAAAAUAAAUAAAUGUACAUAACUGAUGCCUCU